AUGACUGAUCGCCCGUCAUCAGCUGGCCUGGAGGAAUCCGUGAACUUGGUUGCUCGAAAUGGUCAAGCAGUGGACAGCGUUCCGUCCCGACGAAGUUCGGGUAGGUCUGCUGAAGCUCCAGAAGCCUCGCUGCCUGCCCCGGCCGAGUCGGUAGAUGUCAGGCAGGCAGUCGCCAAACCUCCCAGUGCCAAACUUGCCCUGCCUAACGGCGAGGUGGCGGAUGCUCAAACGUCUCUUCGUCACACAUUUCCCCAUUUAUACCAUUCCUCCAGUGCAUCCCGGUCACCCUCGACCCGUACUUCAUCCAGCUCGCUACAGGCGUUGAACGAACACACAGUCGUUGACGCCCGGUCGGAUCACGGUUUAUGGACGAAAGCGUCUCUCGGGCGAAGAAUGUCCCAUCGCAGUGCGCACGAUGCGCCGCCUGCCGAUUACCCAGUAUAUCCUGACCAGUCCUACGCCGUACUCCAAUCACAAAUACACCCUACCUAUCACCCUCCAUUUCUGCGCUCCCGCAGUUCCUACCCAGCACGGACUGAGUCGCUUGGUCGACUUGCGACCCCGCGCGCCGCUCGCACUGCGGGCAACACUCCCGUAUCGAGUCCUGGACUAUUCUCCGUCCACAGUCCCCACUCAACGCCUCCUCCUCCUAACUCCGAUGACGAAGGUCGCAUUAGCAGUCCCUACCUACACCCUACUCAUCUCCAGCCGCCGAAAGAGACACAUACGGCGGAGGUUGACCGAGAUCUCGUUACUGGGAACAAAUUGAUCAACCAAUAUGAGAUUCUUGAAGAGCUUGGGCGGGGUGAGCAUGGAAAAGUGAAACUGGGCCGUCAUGUGACAACGCGUCAGAAAGUGGCUAUCAAGAUCGUUCAGCGCUAUUCGAAACGACGCCGUUUGGGUAAAUUGGGUAAUCCCGAAGACAAGGUCAAGAAAGAAGUCGCCAUUCUGAAGAAAGCUCGGCACCCAAAUGUUGUCAGUCUGCUGGAAGUUAUUGACGACCCGAACCGCCAGAAGGUGUAUAUAGUCUUAGAGUUCGUUGAGAACGGCGAGAUCAUCUGGCGGAGGAAAGGACUACGUGAGAUUAUACAGGUCGACAAGCGCCGCCUGGAACGUGAACAGGCCGGUAUUCCCGAAACCCCGUCGUUCUGGGAGGAGAGUCGACAGUAUGUCAGGACGGCGCAGCGCCUUCGUCGCCAGCGAGAGAAGGCACGUGAACGGCGCCAAAUGAAGGCCGUCCACGCUCAACAGGCACCUAUUCCCGCCUGGAGUUUAGAGCAUGGAGCCGAGUCGGACGAGGAAGAGGAGGUUGAUCCAGCAAUGGCCCGCACCAUUAGUCGCUCCAUUGCGAGUCACGACGAGGCCCAAGAAUCCCCGAGUCACUCCUUGGCAUCCGCACAUGACUCUGCGCUGGCCGCAAUUGAAGGUACAAUGUACGGAGCCUAUGUUGAUUACUCCCUAGAUAGGCGAUUCAGUACCGCCUCGAGCAGCAUGGGCUACGCACCCUCCGAGCCGGAGUGGUUGUCGGAUGAUGACGACAUGUCGUACGUUCCAUGCCUUACCGUCAACGAAGCGCGAAACGCAUUCCGUGAUUCUCUACUCGGUCUUGAAUACCUUCACUAUCAGGGUAUCAUCCACCGCGAUAUCAAGCCUGCGAAUCUUUUAGUCACAAGCAAUCACCGCGUGAAGAUUUCCGACUUUGGUGUUUCCUAUCUUGGACGGCCCAUGCGAGACGAAGAGGAGGAGCAAGUCGCUGAAACUGACGCGACCGAACUGGACGAUGCUCGAGAGUUAUCCAAAACCGUUGGCACCCCGGCCUUCUACGCACCCGAGCUGUGCUACACCGGCGACGACUUUGAAGAGACAAUUGGCUCGGUGCCCAAGAUUACCGGUGCGAUCGAUGUUUGGUCUCUCGGCGUGACCCUCUAUGGAAUGAUCUUCGGACGUCUGCCUUUCGUGUCCGACGACGAAUACAGCAUGUUUCAGACUAUUGUCAAGAAAGAUGUUUUCAUUCCGCGCAAGCGCUUGCAGCCUGUCGAGGACGACCCCGAGACCGUCAGCCAAUGGCCCCGAUACUCGAACAACAUCAAGCGCAUGGAGGACGAGCUUGUGUAUGAGGAGAUCGACGAUGAACUUUACGACCUGCUGAAGCGAUUGUUGACCAAGGAUCCGGUCAAGCGCAUUACGGUCAAGGAGAUUAAGCACCACCCUUGGGUCCUCCAUGGCCUGCCGAAUCCCAGAGCGUGGAUUGAGGAAACGGAUCCAGGCUAUCAGAGUAAGGGCAAGAGGAUCGAAGUCUCCAACGAGGAAGUCACUACCGCCGUCAGCAAGGUGCCGUUUAUUCAACGGGUACGGUCCAAUGUUGCCAAACUGUCGAACUACCUCACUGGAAGGUCGAAAGACAAGGAUAAGGAAACUCGCAAACGAACGUCUAGUACCACACCAUCGGUCGAAUCUUCCGCCUCAAGCAAUGCUAGUUUGGGAAAAUAUAUCCUGGACAGUCGUCGGGGUAGUCUCAGGGAGGAGGAUUUAUACCGGCCUGCCAGGCUGGCAACCAGGGACGCCGAACAUCCGCUGUCGCACAGCGUGACGGCGAGUCCGGUUGGUCGGGAUAAUCAAACCUCAUACUUUGACGAGGUAAGAACUGAUGCGACGCUUGAUCGUACGCCGCGCCCGGAUCCUCCUCAUCGCGCGACGUCAACCUUGUCUACUGCCGGAUCUGCAAAGACUAUCCGGCCAGACUGGACAGCCACACCAGGUGCAAGCCAGCGGGUCAGUGCGUCUUCCAAGGUCGAAAACCAGGGCACCACUCAUGUCGGUGGUCUCUUAGGCGGGGCAGGCCGUCGGCUAGCACGUGGCCUUCAAAGCAGAGAGUGGCGCUCAGAUCGGUCCAUUUCCGGAGAUACCGCAGAUUCCGUCUCUCUAGACGGUGAUCGUCACUCAGAGCCCAGCCUUGCCUUGAGCGUCGCCUCCGCAGUUGGUCAUCUACAAAGCUCGAGCUCUUUGCGGGACGAGGACUUUUCCUAUUCGCAUGCGGGGGGCUUGGGCGCAGCGGAAUUAGGACACCGGCGCAAUAGAUCUCAACAGCUUACGACCAAGUCAUCACAGGAGCCGUUUCAAUUCGCCAAAGAUGUCUUGCUGAGGAAGCGACGGAGUGACAUUUACCAGGCUCCUGUCGACGACCAAGUGCCACCGGAGAGCAAGAACAAGUCCACCGACUCGCUAAGUCUUCGACCCGAGCCACAACCAGAGACAACAACAUGCGCAAUCGAAACUGCCACCACCGACCCACCAUCCGGUGGACUAACCACAUCGCCACCCUCGGCUGCCACCAUUUCCUCCUCCUCGGUCGACGACUACACCAGUGGAAUGUCUCAGAGUGCUUCUCAUCCAAGUAUCCCCUCGGUCAUUUCCGGUGCAUCAUCGCUUUCCGGUGAUGGGUCCGUCAAGGACAGGGAAUGUGAGCAGGCGGUCGCAGUCCCUUCCAUCCUUCGCACGGGCGAAACGGUCAAGGCUAGACUCGUGCGGCCCCAACGGUCACACGAGGACGAUGAGUCGCGGUACUACUGUGAUGAUGAAAAUGAUUCGGAGGACGACUCUGAAGACGAGGUUCUCGUCAUUGGUAGAAAGAAGCCGAGCCCGCAGAAGCCAGUGAUGUGUGGGACUCAGGCUUCCCAGCCCAAGGCCUGA
Molecule: messenger RNA, 3690 nt
Organism: Aspergillus viridinutans
Lineage: Eukaryota; Fungi; Ascomycota; Eurotiomycetes; Eurotiales; Aspergillaceae
Product: putative serine/threonine protein kinase
Exons: 1
Coding region: 1-3690 (1229 amino acids)
Biological process (GO): intracellular signal transduction; protein phosphorylation
Cellular component (GO): cytoplasm
Molecular function (GO): ATP binding; protein serine/threonine kinase activity
Source: RefSeq, a predicted model, not a curated record